Molecule: messenger RNA, 1816 nt
Organism: Pelobates fuscus (common spadefoot toad)
Lineage: Eukaryota; Metazoa; Chordata; Amphibia; Anura; Pelobatidae
Gene: YIPF5
Product: Yip1 domain family member 5
Exons: 6
Coding region: 146-913 (255 amino acids)
Biological process (GO): endoplasmic reticulum to Golgi vesicle-mediated transport; vesicle fusion with Golgi apparatus; regulation of ER to Golgi vesicle-mediated transport
Cellular component (GO): trans-Golgi network; membrane
Source: RefSeq, a predicted model, not a curated record
UCCCUCUUGACCCGGAAGUUCUCUGCGCUCCAGUGCUGACACGUAGCAACGGGAGAGGCUGCCGUACAGAGCGGAAGGGGGAGCCCGGUACAUACCGGUCUGAGAGCUAAACCGCAGUGACGGAGCUAACAUCAGACCUGCUGACAUGGCGAACUAUGAUAACCUCAAUACAGACUUCUUCCAAACAAGCUACAGCAUUGACGAUCCUGCUCAGGCAUACAAUUACAAUGCAGGCGGAGGGCAGUACAACAAACAAUAUGGUUAUGAUUACAGCCAACAAGGCGGUUACAUUCCUCCAGAUAUGUUGAACCCACAGCAGCCAUACACAGGACAGAUAUACCAGCCAAGUCCAGCCUUUACUCCUACAGUAACAGAAUCAGUUUACGGAAGUUCAUUUGACGAUGAACCACCUUUACUAGAAGAACUGGGAAUCAAUUUUGACCACAUUUGGCAGAAAACAUUGACAGUGUUACACCCACUGAAGGUAGCAGAUGGCAGUAUUAUGAAUGAGACUGAUUUGACUGGACCAAUGGUCUUUUGUCUUGCUUUUGGAGCCACAUUGCUGUUGGCAGGAAAGAUCCAGUUUGGCUAUGUGUAUGGGAUCAGUGCAAUCGGAUGUUUUGGAAUGUUUUGUCUUCUCAAUUUGAUGAGCAUGACUGGAGUUUCAUUUGGCUGUGUAUCCAGUGUCUUGGGCUACUGUCUUCUCCCUAUGAUUAUCCUGUCCGGCUUUGCUAUUGUAUUUUCAUUGCAAGGAAUUGCGGGUAUACUUCUAGCAUCUCUAAUAAUUGGGUGGUGCAGCUUUUCUGCCUCAAAGAUAUUCAUUUCUGCUUUGGCCAUGGAGGGACAGCAGCUCCUCGUCGCCUAUCCUUGUGCUUUACUUUAUGGAGUGUUUGCCCUUAUUUCUGUUUUUUGAACUGAAUAUUUCAAAAUGACUUUAAAGGGCCAAACUGCAAUCAGUCAUACCAGAAUGGACCAGUGAGUUGUCGCAAACAUACACCGUUUUGUGUACUUCAAGGGGGAUCAAUGGAUGAACAUGUACAGCUUUUGUUCAUAUUUUAUAAUGAACUUUUAAAUACUGGAGGGACUCAAAAAGUCUUUAGCUUUAAUAAAAGCUCAUGUUUAUAAGUUAAAAAGGUGACUUUUUAUGGUUAAAAGUUACAAGCAUGCUGUUACAUUUCACUACAGGGUGGUUCUAUAGUGAGAAUAGCAGCAAUGUUGUCACGAAGUCUCAUACAUUCUACUUUUUAUAGUUAACUAAGGUAAAGUGGAUGCCACAUUGCAUUUGAUCACUAAAACCGUAAAAAGGGGUUUACAUGCCAUGCCAAACAGUGAAUUGUGGGAGUUGACAUUUUUUUUUUCUUCAACUGUCUAAAUUUUGCACCACUUUAAAUGUUUAGUUAAUAAACCACAAUGUUUUCAGAUCACUCUUACAAAAAAGUUCUAGCACAAAUAUUUUCACAAUUUUUUUUUUUUUAUUGUUUUUUGGUAGUUGUAAUUUUAAUUAUUCCAGAAUUCAAACUGUUAAAGAGAACCUGACUUACACAAAAGUAUGGAUGACAAGUUCUCCAUUAGGUAGAUAUAUAAACUGCAAUCUAUACGUUGUGCAAGUUAAAUCACCUGACUGCUUGUCUGCAGUUGACGUCUUCAAACUGCUUAUCUGAAAAAACUUCAUUGUGCGAUAUCACAAGUAAGAUGUGGGAGUAAAUGACUGAAAUAAUGUAUUUUUGGAAUCCCUGGUGUCCAUAUUUGUAUUUUGUUUACACUUCCUUAUGUGUCAAUAGUAGGAAAGUAAAUGCUAAAUUAUAGAAAUAACAUA